Messenger RNA from Thlaspi arvense, 1197 nucleotides. Lineage: Eukaryota; Viridiplantae; Streptophyta; Magnoliopsida; Brassicales; Brassicaceae. The record is from the annotation of a GenBank genome assembly.
AAAAAGAAAAUGGCGACUGUUCCUGAAGCUGAAGAAUCGGGAUUGAGAAUGAGAAGCGUCAUUGAGGAGGAAGAAGAAGAAGACGAGCAUGAUUUGAAGAAGCUAGCGAGAUCGUUCUUAGGUUUGAGCUUCUCAGUGAUGCUAGCUCAUCUCCCUAGCGACGCGAUAUCUCUAGUUCCGCGAUUGGCGACGGAGGUCAAGGAGCUGAAACGGCGGCUCGCGUCGGCGGAGGAACAAGUCCGUCAGAUGAAAUCUCGGCGCGUGGAGGACUCGAAGGCAAACGCGCGCGUGGUGGAUAUCUUCGCUAGCCACAGGAACGCUUGGCAGGAAGAGGAGAAACGGCUGCAGAAUCGGAUUCACGAAAUGGAGGAAGAGAGGGAAGAGUUCAUGAACAGGAUAAACGAUUUGGAGAGAGAAAUUAGCGAGAGGGACGAGAUGAUUGGGUUUAUGUCCAGAAGAGGGAUUGAAGACGAAGAAGAAGAAGAUAAUUCCACUGAGCGUUACGGUGUGGAUCACCUCGCUGUAUCUUCACCCAUACCUUAUGGGCUUACUCCAAGCUCUCAAUUCUGGACAGAGUCGCAUAAUACUAACCCUUUCCAGGAUGUACAGUACGAAUCUCUGGAAUCUGUGUACCAUAUGAAGCAAUUUGUGCCAAGAAGGGAAUCACCAUGGAAGAUCGACAGUGAAGCAACAGGUGUAUCUGCGAAAUUGAGGUUACUAGAAGAGGAAUUACAAAAUCUUGAGAAAGUUUGUCGUAGUGACAUUUCAAAGGUUCCAUCUUUGUUGAGGAAACAAGCAAAGAGGUAUCAAGCUCUUGCAGGGAAGAUCGAUGAUCUUUGCAGAAGAAUGAGUAGUGAUCCUUGCGAUGCGACAUUAGGACCCGAGUUCAGGACACAAAGACAAACCGAGUUUCUGCUCGAGUGUUUCAGGCUUCAGCAGCGAGCAUCAGAGACGGGGCAGAAGCUAGUUGCAUUGCAGACGGAAAUCACAAGGAGCAAUCAGGGAGAACAACUAAACCAAGCCAAGAUGAACACAAAAAGGUCACUGGAUUUGAUCAAGAACAACUUGAAAGAAGUUCAGAGAAACCUAGAGAUUUGGCUAGCUAGAAUCAUUGGAGAUCUCGAAGGCAUACUUGCCCGAGAUGGAGCUUCGCGUGUAAGAGAGUUCUACGUUGCUCGAUACCCUUUUGUUCAGUAG